AUGCCAUCGAACAAGCCGAAGGCGCCGGCGCCCGCGUGCGCCGAUCCAUCGGCACUCCCAAACUGCGCAACUUCUCCCCUUCCUGAUGCUCGACCACUUCACCAUCGGCAAGGGCGCCGGAUUCCCCGACCACCACCGCACCGCGGCCAAGAAACCAUCACCUAUCUCCUCUCCGGUGGCGUCGACCAUGAAGAUUUCGCCGGAAACCGCGGCACCAUCGGACCGGGCGAUCUGCAAUUCAUGACCGCUGGCAAGGGCAUCAUGCACGCGGAGAUGCCGCACGAGAACGAGGACGGAUCACCCAACGUGGGCAUGCAAUUGUGGGUGGAUCUGCCGCGGGAAUUGAAGAUGUGUGAGCCGCGGUAUCGGGAUCUACGGGCGACGGAGAUUCCCGUCGUCAAGACGGACGAGGACCGCGUGACGAUCAAGGUGAUUUCGGGCCAGUCGCAUGGGGUGGACUCGGUGCGGGAUCUGGCGUAUACGCCAGUGUGGUUGUUGGAUGUGACGAUUCUGGGCGGACGGUUUGGAGAUGGGGAUGCGGAUCGAGUGGAGGGGGGUCAGACCAAGAUCGUGGAGGAGUUUCACAAUGUUGUCUUUGCGCAGGAAGGGGAUACGGUCGAGGCGUCUGUGCCUGCGAAUGAGGCGCGAGGCGCGGGUUGUUCGGCUGUGGUGGCCGGACAGCCGUUGGAUCAAAAGGUGGUGCAGUAUGGGCCGUUUGUGUUGAACAGUCAGGAAGAGGUGUAUCAGGCCAUGUUGGAUUAUCAGACCGCGUCGAAUGGGUUUGAAAAAUCAAGGAAUUGGCAGAGUGAGAUUGGUAAGAGAAUGGCAUUUUGA
Molecule: messenger RNA, 834 nt
Organism: Penicillium oxalicum
Lineage: Eukaryota; Fungi; Ascomycota; Eurotiomycetes; Eurotiales; Aspergillaceae
Product: pirin family protein
Exons: 2
Coding region: 1-834 (277 amino acids)
Source: RefSeq, a predicted model, not a curated record